CCCGUGUUUACGGUGGUUACAGUGUCAUUUUGGCCUCGUGUCAGUGUGUUGUCGGCGCUGCUUAGUGGAUCUAAUGACUGUUUGCCUCUCAGGUAUGUGUAUCUGUAUAAGCUUGUUGUAUUGUGCUGCUGUCGAUGUGCUUUUAACACUGUUACAUGCUGAAUAGGUACGAUUUCCUGUACCCCAGGGUGCUAUCGGUGGGCAUGAUUUAUAGACCUGUGCUUGUACAUUUUCUAUUUGGCAUGAUACCUUGACGCUUCAGAAAUACUCUGGAGAUUUCAGCCUACAGAAAACUGGAGACUGAAUACAGCAAAUGGUCCUGGAGUCUUCGCAGUGCCAUGAUGGAAGCUGAGAACAAACUACACAACCAAAUAGAAAAUGAAGCUAUUCAUGAAGUUGAAGAAACUGAUCUUCAGAGACAACUAAAAGAGACAAGUGAAGAAGUGAAAAAAUCUAUGUUAGAAUUCUUUGAGAAAGACAUAAAUACAGAUUUACUCAUUCAGUGGAAAACAUCAUUUGAAAUCAAAAUCAAAGAGCUUCAGGAAAACAUUGUGAGAGAAACAAAAAGGAAAUUGAAUGGGAUUCUUCAGCAGCGAGAACUGAAGAAAAAGAUUGAUGCUCAGAGGACACAACAUGAAAACACUCUCUAUGAAAAGAGCAAAGAGCUUGCUUUAAAGCUCAAAGGAAAAACAAAUAAUGAAGAAACACUGAAGGAAGAGUUUGAUUUGUUUUGGGAACAAAAUGUGAAGAAGAUCAUAACAGAUACUCCUGCAGUCAAAGACAUUGACAUAAUGAAAGAUGUGAGAGAGAUCCUAAGUGAUAUCUACAAGGGAAAUCUCCCUGUAGAUUACAGUAAAGAUGAUGAGCAGUACAAUGAUAUUUUCAUAGUGUGGAGUUAUUCUGAAUAUGUUACCAUCAAAAAGCCUACAAAAUGGUAUAAAGAGGCUUACAAAAGCCUUAAAGGAACACUUUUAUGUACUCCAUCUCUUUCUCCAGCAGAUGAAGCCCAAAUAAGAUCAUUAGUCAAUGAUAUUGUUCAGCAGACAGACACAAAGAUUCAGUCAUUUAACAUUUCAAAGAUGGGCUACAACAUCAGCUACAUCCAACAACUCACAGAUUUCAUCAAGACAAGAGUAACAGAACAUCAGGAAGGACGAGUGAAAUAUGAGCUCAAAAAACAAUUCUUCAUUGAUUUGGUUCUUUCCAUCUGUAAGAAAGCAGAGAAGAUGAUCACUGACCAACACACACUGUUUAGAGAAGCCAAUGAUCCUGUAAUAUAUAUUAAGAAGAAGAAAGAAGAGAACUAUAGUAUUUUCCAGAAAUACUGUCAUGGAGCAACAUCAGCUGCCAUUUUUGGUGAGAUUAUCUGUCAGAAACUUAAAGAGCCCAUUGAGCAGAGUGUCUACAAGAAGACUGCCAGAGAUCUGACAGAUGAAAUGAGAUUAAACUGUGAAUCACUGAAUGGAAACAGAUCAAAACUGGAGAAACACAUCCUGAAGACACUGGCAGAACAGGAGGAUUUUAACAAAUACAUGGACUAUGUUCAUAAAAACAAAGAUCACUUCAAGAGUUUCAUCAGAGAUGAAGUCAGUCAGUACAUCACUGAUAAGUUCAGUGUCAGUGUUUUUCCCAAGAUGAAGAAGAACAUUAAACUCCUGCAGCAAAAGAUCAUGAAAGCAGCUCAUGAAUCUACUAAACAUGUUCAAGUCAUCAGUGGAGAUGUUGGUUUGUGGUUGAAGAGUUUCACACAGCAGCUCUCAGAUGUGCUGAUCUUCUCUGAAAAAGACCUCAGUGGAGUCAAACAUGAUGAU
Molecule: messenger RNA, 1811 nt
Organism: Labeo rohita (rohu)
Lineage: Eukaryota; Metazoa; Chordata; Actinopteri; Cypriniformes; Cyprinidae
Product: interferon-induced very large GTPase 1-like
Exons: 3
Source: RefSeq, a predicted model, not a curated record